CCUGGAGCGGCUGCUACCGACUGAAGAGGCUGAGCCAUGGCGGCUCCUGCGAUUCCGCCGCCGCCGCCGCCGCCGGGGGCCCCUCCCGGGGUGCCUGGAGGGGGCCCCGGGAAAGGGCCCGGGCCGGCGGCUGCAGGGGGAACCGCGAAAAGCGGGGAGGAGAGGCUGAAGGAAAUGGAAGCCGAGAUGGCGCUGUUUGAGCAGGAGGUCUUGGGAGCUCCAGUCUCCUUGCCUACUGUUGCCCCUGUAGUAGAAGGUGUUCCAGUUGCCCUGGCAGUGCCAGCUGUGUCUGCAGUGCCCCCGGUCUCUGUCAUCCGACCUAUCAUUGCUACCAACACCUACCAACAGGUCCAGCAGAGUCUGGAAGCACGAGCAGCAGCCGCAGCGACUGUGGUGACCCCUAUUGUGGCUCCUCCGGUGCCCUUUGUGGGCCCAGCUGUUCCCCCACAACGGCCUCCCAUCCUUAGACCGACGUUUGUGCCCCAUGUCCUGCAGAGAUCUGGUGGUCCUCGGCCCCUGUCAAUGCGCCCCCCUCAUCACCAGUCCAUGGUGGGCCCUCCCAUGCCAGGCCCCCAAGGCCCACCGAUGCUUAUGGGGCCACCGAUGCAGAGGGCACCUGGCCCACCCCUAGGGGGCAUAGGGCCCAUGAGAUCUGGUCCUCCUGUUGGACCAGGGAUUCCUGUUGGCCCUUUGGCACCCCUGGUGCCUGUUCCUCGGCCCGUGGUGGUCCCUCCGAAGGUGAACCCCACCGUCAUCCAGGCUGCUCCUACUGUGUAUUCUGCCCCACCCGUGAAGAAGCAAGAGGAGGAGCACCGGGAGCCUCCGCCCCCCGUGGUGGAGGAGAAAGAGCCCGCUGGGCCGGAGGAGCCUGUGAUUGGUCCCAGUAUGCCAGAGGCAGAGCCUCCUCCGAUGGUGGACCCAAGGGGGAUGCCGUCCCUCCGUGGGCACGAGCUGGCACCUGUGCGAGGGAAGCGCCCCAGGGGGGGCGAUGCUGGAUUUGUACCUGUCGAGACGGCCGUAGAGAGCACGUCCGAGGACAAGAAGAAGACGAAACAGGAGAAGCUGAAGCGCUGCAUUCGCACCGCUGCCGGGACGUGCUGGGAGGAUCCCAGUUUACUCGAAUGGGAUGCUGACGAUUUCCGGAUCUUCUGCGGGGACUUGGGCAAUGAGGUGAACGACGACAUCCUUGCCCGCGCCUUCAGCCGCUACCCGUCCUUCCUGAAGGCCAAGGUGAUUCGGGACAAGCGCACCGGCAAGACAAAAGGCUACGGCUUCGUCAGCUUUAAGGACCCCAAUGACUACGUCCGUGCCAUGCGGGAAAUGAAUGGAAAGUACGUCGGCAGCCGGCCCAUCAAGCUACGCAAAAGCAUGUGGAAAGACCGCAACAUCGACAUCGUGCGCAAGAAGCAGAAGGAGAAGAAAAAGCUGGGCCUCAGGUAACCACUUGGAGGCGUCGGUGUCGGCUGUUCGCCCGCAAGCCCAGUAACCCAAGGACCUGAGCGUCUCUGGGCAUCUUGCCCUCUGCCGAGGAAGCUGCCAGCUGGAGACCAGAGCUGCUCCCUUGCGUCUCCCACAGCCGUUCACUCAGAGGCCCCCUUAUGCAUAGAAGCUUGCCUGUGCGCUCACACGCCUUUCCCGAGAUCUGUACAGACUCAUAGUGGGCAAGACGGGAAGGAGCCAGAACCCACAAUCCCUGCUGGGGAGCAUUUGUGGAGAACAGCAGCUUCCAAGGGCAAACGUGUUGUCAGUCAAUAAAUUUGUGUGUAUCUUUUGUUUUUCUUA
Molecule: messenger RNA, 1782 nt
Organism: Elgaria multicarinata webbii
Lineage: Eukaryota; Metazoa; Chordata; Lepidosauria; Squamata; Anguidae
Gene: RBM42
Product: RNA binding motif protein 42
Exons: 10
Coding region: 37-1440 (467 amino acids)
Molecular function (GO): mRNA binding
Source: RefSeq, a predicted model, not a curated record